AUGAAUUUCACACUACACAAGAGUUCGUUAUGGAAAUGUAUAUGUACCUGUAAUUCUGUGUGGAAAAUAUAUCAUUGUUGUAAUUUCAGUGGGUGCUUACUGCUUGUGUUGCCACAGUCCAGUGAAGUUGAGAUACCAAAAACAUUAAUUUUUGAUGAGUGGUUGACUCAGGAGGUCAACAAUCGUUCAAAUGGAACAUACUAUUUUUCAGCUGAGUUUGAUCAGGUGGAUCUCAAAGAAAAUUCUGAGGUCACUGUUGGCACUGGACAUGGUUUGAAGGUGGGGAAGUGGGGUGAGAUGCAGGACCCAGUAUUGAAGAUUGAGAUGGGUUAUCGCUUGGGUCUGGUGUUAAUCCUCGAGUACAAUGGUGUUUACAGUGUGGGAUACACUGAGACACAUGAUUUUUAUAUAGAUUAUUAAUCGAAUCAUAACUUUUUGAUACUAAAAUGAUUAAUCAUAUUCAGAGACAUAGCUGUGAAUGAAUAUUUUCAUAUCUGUGUAUAAACUGCUUUCCUCGAUACUAUUACCAUUAUAAAUUACUUAUGUGCUUUACAUAGAUAUCUGAAUUUUCAGCAUAAGAGAUCAUAUGUAAGUGAAAAUAACUCAUUUUUAUGAAUUAAAUAGUUUUUAAAAUUCAUA
Molecule: messenger RNA, 639 nt
Organism: Zootermopsis nevadensis
Lineage: Eukaryota; Metazoa; Arthropoda; Insecta; Blattodea; Termopsidae
Source: RefSeq, a predicted model, not a curated record